This is a messenger RNA of Cyclopterus lumpus (lumpfish), 5724 nucleotides long. It is a transcript of the gene dscama, whose product is annotated as Down syndrome cell adhesion molecule a. Gene Ontology annotation, cellular component: plasma membrane; axon. NCBI's taxonomy places the organism in Eukaryota, Metazoa, Chordata, Actinopteri, Perciformes, Cyclopteridae. Gene Ontology annotation, biological process: homophilic cell-cell adhesion; axon guidance; dendrite self-avoidance. The transcript has 31 exons. Gene Ontology annotation, molecular function: cell-cell adhesion mediator activity. The record is from RefSeq and is a predicted model, not a curated record.
GAGGACCAGAAAGCCAUGAGGGGCAAUGUGGCGGUCUUCAAGUGCAUUAUCCCUACCUCAGUGGAGGCCUACAUCACUGUUGUGUCCUGGGAGAAAGACACAAUGUCAAUCAACGCUGAAAUGUCACGGUUUCUCAUCACAUCCACGGGAGCCAUGUAUAUCCUGGAUGUGCAAAUGGAGGACGGGCUGUACAACUACAGGUGUAUGACACGCCACCGGUACACAGGAGAGACCCGACAGAGCAAUAGUGCCCGCCUCAUUGUCUCAGACCCCGCCAACUCAGCACCACACAUCCUGGACAGCUUUGAGCGGCGCGAGGUGAUGACGUCUCAUCGGGUGGAGUUGCCCUGCAAGGCCUCCGGGCACCCCGCACCUAAAUACCGCUGGCUAAAAGACAACCGGCCGCUGGAGCCCGACACUCGCUUCAGACAGAGUGUGACAGGCCUGCUGAUCGAGAGAGCGCAGUCCAGCGACACAGGGACAUAUGUGUGUGAGGUGUGGAAUGGCUACGGCAAUGCUGAGGUGGUCGGCAUGCUGCUGGUAAAAGAGUCCCUGAAGGUCGUGGUGAGCCCCCGGAAGGUGAAGGGCAGCGUGGGAAGCCAGGUUUCACUGUCGUGCAGUGUAACCGGCUCCGAGGAGUACCAGUUGUCCUGGUACCGCAACGGAGAGCUCAUCUACCCCAGCAACAGCGUUCGCAUGACAGGCCAAAACAGGGAAAACCUGGUCAUGGCCGGCAUGGCCAAGAGCGAUGGAGGAGCCUAUCAGUGUUUCGCCAGACAUGGCAAGAUGUCCGCCCAGGACUUUGUUCAAGUCAUACUGGAAGAUGGCACCCCCAAGAUCCUGGCUUCAUUCAGCGAGAAGGUCUACAACAUCAACGAGUUUGUGUCGCUGACGUGCACGGUGAAGGGCACGCCGGAGCCCCGGGUAACGUGGACCCUGGACGAUGAACCCGUGGUGCGGGACAGCCGCCAUCGCAUCUCCCACUACACCAACGGCGAGGGCCACGCGGUCAGCCACCUCAACAUCAGCCAGACCCAGGUGCCCGACGGAGGGGUGUAUCGCUGCAUCUGCAACAACUCGGCCGGGACAGUUUCCUACCAGGCGCGAAUAAACGUAAGAGGGCCUGCCAGCAUCAGACCAAUGAAAAACCUCACUGCCAUCGCUGGGCGGGACAUGUACAUUCACUGCCGCGUCAUUGGCUACCCGUACUACUCCAUCAAGUGGUACAAGGACUCUAAUUUGCUGCCAUACAACCACCGCCAGCGGGCCUUCGAGAACAACGGCACCCUGAAGCUGUUUGACGUGCAGAAGGACGUGGAUGAAGGCGAAUACACGUGCAACGUGCUGGUGCAGCCACAGCUCUCCACACACCAGAGCGUCUACGUUACUGUGAAAGUUCCACCUACCAUCCACCCAUUUGAGUUCCCUCGGUUUUCCAUCGGCCAGCGAGUCUUCAUCCCCUGCGUGGUGAUGUCCGGCGACCAGCCCGUCUUCAUCACCUGGCAGAAGGACGGUCGGCCCAUCCCGGUCAGCCUUGGUGUCACCAUCGACAACAUCGACUUUACCAGCUCCCUGCGUGUCUCCAACCUCACACUGAUGCACAACGGCAACUACACCUGCAUCGCGCGCAACCAGGCUGCCGCCGUAGAGCACCAGAGCCAACUCAUCGUCCGAGUUCCUCCCAAAUUUGUGGUGCAACCGAAGGACCAGGACGGCAUCUAUGGAAAGGCAGUGAUACUCAACUGCUCAGCUGAAGGCUAUCCUGUUCCUACCAUCCAGUGGGAGUACUCUAAAGGCGCCGGGGUCCCUCAGUUCAAACCCAUCGCCCUCAACUCAGGCUUCCGGAUCGAGGUGCUGGUCAACGGCUCUCUGUUCAUCAAGCAUGUGCUGGAAGAAGACAGCGGCUUCUACCUGUGUAGAGUCAGCAACGACGUCGGAGCUGAUGUCAGCAAGUCCAUGUAUCUCAAUGUCAAAAUCCCUGCCAUGAUCACAUCCUACCCCAACACCACGCUGGCCACGCAGGGUGAGGAGAAGAAGAUGAGCUGCACGGCUCACGGUGAGAAACCCAUCAUGGUCCGCUGGGAGAAGGAGGAACGCAUCAUCAACCCUGAGACCAGCCGCUAUGUGGUUUCUGUCAAGGAGAUGGGCGACGAGGUCAUCUCCACCCUGCAGAUCAUGCCCACAGUGAGGGAGGACUCCGGCUUCUUCUCCUGCCAUGCCAUCAACUCCUUUGGUGAAGACAGAGGAAUCAUACAGCUCACAGUGCAAGAGCCCCCGGACCCCCCAGAGGUGGAGAUCAGAGAAGUUAAGGACAGGACCAUUGCACUGCGUUGGACUAUGGGUUUUGAUGGCAACAGCCCAAUCACAGGCUUCGACAUUGAAAGCAAGAACAGAUCAGCUUCCUGGGAUACCGCCCAAAAGACCAAAGAUGUCUCACCUCAGCUCAACCAGGCCACCAUCAUCGACCUCCACCCCUCCUCCACCUACAACAUCCGCAUGUUUGCCAAGAACCUCAUCGGCAAGAGCGAGGCCAGCAACGAGCUCACCAUCACCACGGACGAAGCCGCUCCUGAUGGACCCCCUCAGGAAGUGCAGCUGGAAGCCCUCUCCUCCCAGAGCAUCCGUGUCUCUUGGCGGGCACCUAAGAAGCACCUCCAGAACGGAGCCAUCAAAGGCUACCAGGUGGGCUACAGGGAGUACAGCUCUGGUGGAAACUACCAGUUCAGUGUGAUCAGCAUAGAGACCACAGGGGACAAUGCAGAGAGCCUGGUGCUGGACAACCUGAAGAAGUUCACCCAGUACGGAGUCGUGGUGCAAGCCAGCAACAGCGCCGGGACGGGGCCCUCUUCCACGGAGGUGGCCGCCACCACGCUGGAAGACGUGCCCAGUCGUCCUCCAGAGAACGUCCAGGCCACUGCAACAUCUCCGGAGGUCAUCUCUCUGUCCUGGCUGACCCCUCCCAAAGAUGCUCUCAACGGUAACCUGGUGGGCUUCAGGGUCAUCUACUGGGCCAACCUGCCCGAUGGAGAGCUUGGAGAAAUCAGGAAUGUGACGUCCUCUAAGCCCUCGCUGGAGCUGGACGGACUGGAGAAGUACACCAACUACAGCAUCCAGGUGUUGGCCUUCACCAGAGCUGGAGACGGCGUUCGCAGCGAACAGAUUUACACCCGCACCAAGGAGGACGUUCCUGGGCCUCCGGCGGGCGUGAAGGCAGCCGCUGCAUCAAACUCAGUGGUGUUUGUGUCCUGGCUCCCUCCUCUCAAAGUGAACGGCAUCAUCAGGAAAUACACCGUGUUCUGCUCCAACCCACACCCCACGGUGAGCAGUGAGUUUGAGGCGGCCCCAGAUGUGUUCUACUACCGCAUCCCUAACCUGAGUAGGAACCGUCAGUACAGCAUCUGGGUGGUGGCCGUCACCGCCGCGGGCCGUGGAAACGCCAGUGAAAUCAUCACCGUCAAACCAAUGGCUGAGGCUCCGGCUCGGAUCCUGACCUUCAACAGGACUGUAACGACCCCCUGGAUGCGGGACAUUGUGCUGCCUUGUAAAGCAGUGGGUGAUCCAUCCCCAACCAUUAAGUGGCUGAAGGAGAUGUGAGUACAGUUGACUGUGUGUGUAGAGAUAAAUACCAAUGGAACCCCAGCACCUGUCGUGAUUGACAGCCGGCGCAGCGUCCAUGGCAACGGCAGCCUUGUUAUUCGUACGGUGAAAGCAGAGGAUUCUGGGAACUACACUUGUGUGGCCAGCAACAGCUUUGGCUCGGACAAGAUCGUCCUCAACCUGCAGGUUCAAGUUCCACCUGACCAGCCUCGCCUCACAGUGACGAAGACCACCACCACCUCAAUAACCCUCUCCUGGAUCCCUGGAGACAACGGGGGCAGCUCCAUAAGAGGCUACAUUCUGCAGUACUCGGAGGACAACAGCGAGCAGUGGGGCAACUUCGCCAUUAGUCCCAGUGAGCGCUCCUAUCGGCUGGAGAACCUCAAGUGUGGCACCUGGUACAAGUUCACACUCACAGCCCAGAAUGCAGUGGGGCCGGGACGCAUCAGUGAGAUCAUUGAGGCAAAGACCCAUGGGAAAGAACCUCAGUACUCUAAAGACCAGGAGCUGUUCACCACCAUCAACGCCACCCGGGUCAAGCUUAACCUGAACGGCUGGAAUAACGGCGGAUGCCCCAUCACCUCCUUCACUUUGGAGUAUCGGGCCGUGGAGGCGCCCGCAUGGACCACGGCGCAGCGCACCUCCCUCACCAAGAGCUACAUCCUGUACGACCUGCAGGAGGCCACCUGGUACGAGCUGCAGAUGAAGGUCUACAACAGCGCCGGCUACGCCGAGAAGAGAGUCAAGUUCGCGACACUCAGCUAUGACGGCAGUACCAUCGCACCGUUGGUGAAGGCGCCCAAUGUGAGCGAGGACAACUCCGGGGGCGGCGAGGGUUUGAAGAUGAUGGUGACCAUUUCCUGCGUGCUGGUGGGCAUCGUCGUCAUCUUCAUCGGGCUGCUGGUGCUCAGGAGGAGGAGGAGGGAGCAGAGGCUCAAGAGGCUGCGUGAUGCAAAAAGUUUGGCUGAGAUGCUCAUGAGUAAAAACACACGUCCAACAGAGCCAAUUAACAAACAGCAGCAGACGCUCCGCAUGCACAUUGACAUCCCCAGAGCUCAGCUCCUGAUCGAGGAGAGAGACACCAUGGAAACUGUUGACGACAGGUCCACUGUGUUACUGACUGAUAACGAUUUCGGGGAGACCCAGAAACAGAAGUCGUCCACAGUCACCCACACAGUCCACUACCAGUCCCUGUCCCAGGCCACCGGUCCACUGGUGGAUGUGUCCGAUGCCAGACCAGGAACCAACCCCACCGCCCGCCGCACGGCCAAAGCCGGCCCAGCUGCUCGCAACCGCUACGCCAGCCAGUGGACCCUGAACCGCCCACACCCCCCUGUCUCCUCCCACACUCUCAGCACCGACUGGAGGCUGCCCACCCCCCGGGUGGCGGGCUCCGUUGACAAGGAAAGCGACAGCUACAGCGUCAGCCCAUCUCAGGACACAGACCGAGCGCGGAGCAGCAUGGUGUCGACGGAGAGCGCGUCCUCCACCUACGAGGAGCUCGCCAGGGCCUACGAGCACGCCAAGAUGGAGGAGCAGCUACGCCACGCCAAGUUCACCAUCACCGAAUGCUUCAUCUCUGACACUUCCUCAGAGCAGAUGACGGCGGGCACCAACGACUACACGGACAGCCUGACCUCCAGCACGCCGUCCGAAUCGGGCAUCUGCCGCUUCACUGCUUCCCCGCCCAAGCCUCAGGACGUCAGCCGGGUCAUGAACAUGGCCGCACCCAAGGCCCACCGACCGGGGGGCGAGCUGGUUCACCUUCCUCCGUACCUGCGCAUGGACUUCCUGUUAAACCGAGGCAUGACCUGCUCUGGUUCAUCCAGGGGGACAGCUAGCGGGGAGAGGGCAGCCAUGGGCCAGGCCUGCCUGGAGCCCCAGAAGAGUCGCUCGCUGAAGCGGCCCUCGCGCAUGGCGCCCCCAACGCCCACAGAGGCCCCUCAGGCCAACAGGGACCCAGUGGCCCAGUGGCAGCCUGGCUCCGCAGCCACACUCCCCCACAGAGAGGGCUCGGAGCUGGCCCAGGCCGCCAAGCUCAGCACCUCCCAGGAGUCCCUGCUGGACUCGCGAGGACAUCUCAAACCGAGCAGCAACCCCUACGCAAAGUCCUACACGCUGGUAUAG